AUGAGUCAGCUAUUACCCCUCGAACUUGUCGAUAAAUGUGUUGGUUCGCGCAUUCACCUUAUCAUGCGGAAUGAUAAAGAAAUCCUGGGAACACUUCAUGGUUUUGACAGCUACGUAAAUAUGGUGUUAUCAGACGUUACAGAAUAUGAAUUUACAGCUCAAGGUAAAAAAAUAUCCAAGCUCUCCGCAAUCCUACUCAAUGGAAGCAAUAUAACCAUGAUGGUCCCUGGAGGAGAAGGACCUGAUGUACAAUAG
Molecule: messenger RNA, 255 nt
Organism: Protopolystoma xenopodis
Lineage: Eukaryota; Metazoa; Platyhelminthes; Monogenea; Polystomatidea; Polystomatidae
Source: the annotation of a GenBank genome assembly